This is a messenger RNA of Arabis nemorensis, 525 nucleotides long. The record is from the annotation of a GenBank genome assembly. NCBI's taxonomy places the organism in Eukaryota, Viridiplantae, Streptophyta, Magnoliopsida, Brassicales, Brassicaceae.
AUGUUUAUCAAAGUCAAAUUGCCAGGGAGUGUCACGAUUCCGGCUGAAGAUAUGGACAAAGGCCUCAUUCUCCAGAGAGCUAUUCUCAUUCGCCUACUAAAUGCCUUUGCUUCCAAGAAAGCAACCAACGAUCUCGGCUACUUCAUAGCACUCACAACUCUAGAGGAAAUCGGCGAGGGGAAAAUCAGGGAACACACGGGCGAAAUUCUCUUCCCAGUUGUUUUCAGUGGAAUCACGUUCAAGCUCUUCAGAGGAGAGAUUACUCGCGGUGUGGUGCACAAGGUGUUCAAGUCCGGUGUCUUAUUGAGAUGUGGCCCUUGUGAAAACAUUUACCUAUCCAACUUGAAGAUGACCGGUUACAAGUACAUUCCUGGAGAGAGCCCGAUCUUUGUGAAUGAGAACAUGUCUCGGAUUCAGAUCGAUUCCACAGUUCGUUUCAUUGUGAUAGCUACCGAGUGGAAAGAGGCAGAGAGAGAGUUCUUUGCUUUGGCUAGCAUUGAAGGAGAUUAUCUUGGCCCAGUCUAA